AUUCUUUUCAUGUUUGUUUGAAUGAAUCCAAUUUUCUUUAUCCAUUUCAUUUCCGGUCAUCUAAUAAUUAUAGAAUGAUACAAAAAAAACAAUCAUCCACAAAUCCGUUCGGAUUUUUAUUCUGUAAAAUUCUAAUUCAAAUUUAUUUUUUAAAUCUAUAUCAGAAUGUCUUGUUUGUCAUCAUCAUAUAAAAAUACACAAUGAUUGUCUACAUAAGCAUACAGGGAGGGUUUGACAGUCAUAUGAACAUCAACAACAACAACAACAACAACCGAACGAAAAUCCGAGCAAAAGAAAAAAAAAUUUAUCACUCAAAUUUUUUUUUUUUUUGUAUGAAUGGAUUUCCCGUGAACAUCUACGUGAAAGAAAAAAAAAUUUCACGUACACCACCACCACCACCACACAUCAUCAUCAUCGUCAUAAUAUGGGCAAUAUGCCAAUAUUAUGUCGGUGUGUGUGUGUGUCUUUGUUUGUGGGCUGUUCUGUUUUUCAAAGAUGAUAAUAUUGUUGAUCUUUUUUUUCCAUACAGUUAUGUAUGUGUGGCCGCAAUUGAAAGUUAAUCUAACAAAAAAAAAAAAAAAAUUUUGAUUUAAAUUUUUUUUUCCAUUUUUAUUGUUGUUUUUUUUUCUCGCUAUUGUCAAUUAUCAUUUCAAACAACAACAACAACAUAUUCAGUUCAAUCAUAUCGAUGAGGUUUUUCCUUUUUUUUUUUCUUUUUCUCCAUGUGUCCAAAUGAGAGACAACAACCAACAACAACAAAAAAAAAAAAAAAAUUAUCUGGUCGACCAAUUGUGUCUAGUGGUUGGUUGGUUGGUUUAGUUUGGUUUGGUUCACAUGAUAUUGUGGUAACAAUUUCAUUAUUUUUGUUAUCAUCAUAUUCGAUAACGACAGGGAAAUUAACAAAAAAAAAAAACGAAAAUGAUUAAACGACCGACAAAACCAUUGACCAACGUGAUUGCCAUUUCCGGUUGUCGUUCUCAUCUUGUUUUUGUUCGUCAUUGAAUUGAAUCAGAAAAGAAGUGGAAAAAAAUGUAAAAUCCGUUUUAUUUUCAAUAUUUAUAUCAUCUUUUUCAAAAGAUGAUAUUUUGUCGUUGUCGUUCAAAAAAAAAAAAAAAAAAAAAAAUAGAUGGAUUUGUUUGAUUGAUUGAUCGAUUGUGAUCGAUCGAUGGUUCAAUUUCCAUAUAUUGAAAUUGAAUUUCAAUAUGUUUCCAUAUGCUUUGCAUGCAUACACGCACAUCAUCAUCAUCUUAUUGAUGGCUAUCACGUAAUUGAAAUUUGGUUUCAUCAUCUCUAAUUUCAAUUGAUUUAAUUCUAAACGAAAAAUCAAAUAAAAUAAUGGGCUAGGAUCUGACCAAUUUAGAUGUUUCGAUUCGUUACAAACACAUCAAUUUGCCAAUUGCUUCCUUUCCAUCCUUAUUCCCAAUACAAAUUUUCUAAUGUUGUAAUAAAGCUUUUGGAAAAUUAUCAACCAACCAAACAAACAAACAACCAACUAAACUAAAUCAUCCGUCGUUAAGCUUUGAGCGAAGAUAAUAAUAAUAAUAACAAAAAAAAACUCGUCCAAAUGGUUGAAUAUUUUCAUGAUUUCAAAAUGUCCCUCGGUCUCAAGGAGAUUGUUUCGAAGAACAAACUCCGUUAUAAAGAAGAUGGUUACGAUCUGGAUCUUUCCUAUAUUUCUAGGAAUAUAAUUGCCAUGGGAUUUCCAGCUGAAACAUUAGAACGAAUAUAUCGUAACAACAUCAAUGAAGUGGUCAAAUUUUUUGAAGAAAAACAUAAAGAUCAUUAUAAAAUAUACAAUCUUUGCUCUGAAACAAAACGUCGUUAUGAUACAUCAAAAUUCAAAGGAAUGGUUGUGGAACAAUAUUCAUUUCAGGAUCAUAAUCCACCUCCAUUUUAUAUGUUAAAAGAAUUUUGUGAAAGUCUACAUAAAUGGUUAAUUUCCGAUUCAAACAAUGUUGUUGCCAUACAUUGUAAAGCAGGAAAAGGACGUACCGGUUUAAUGAUCUGUGCGUAUCUUGUUUACACUGGAAAAUGUAUUGAUGAGCAAGGAAAAUUUGUGACCAUUGAUGGUGCCGAUGCGGCUCUCGAUUAUUAUGGCCGACAACGAACACGUGAUCAUAAAGGAGUGACAAUACCAUCACAAAAACGUUAUGUUCAUUAUUUUGAAUACCUAGUCAAGCACAAUCUCGAAUAUCGGCCCAGCCAUCUUAGGCUAACAUCUUUGAUUCUAACUUCAAUACCGGUAAAUAAUGGUGGUGCCUAUACAUUGAUCUGUGAAAUUUAUCAAAUACCAAAGCAAAAAAUCGAGUCAUUUGAAAUUGAAAUGAAGAAAGGCCAAAAAUAUCUGUUUUUCACUUUACCUAAACCGUUGAUUAUUCAUGGUGAUGUUAAGCUAGAAUUUUAUAUCAAAAAAAUGAAAAAGAAAUUGUUUCAAUUUUGGUUCAAUACAUUUUUUGUCGGCUGUGGUUACGAUACCGAUACUUAUACGAUCAUAACCGAACCAUGUCCUCAUUGUCCAAAUGGUGAACGGAUAUCCAUUCCUAUUUCUUAUCCUAAUAGUACAGGAGAAAUUGGUAAUGGAAGCAAUGGUGGCAAAUCAUCAUCAUCAUCAUCAAUAAUAAUCACAAAGAAUCCAAAUGAUCAUCAGCCUGUGAUUGACUUAUCAUUUUUCGAUUUGAUCAAGAAUGAAAACAGUUUCGAUCCCUGUGAUUGUGCAAAUUCGAUUUUAUUUCAAUCGUCUGAAAUUUUCGAUUCAACCACAAAUGUCCAAGAUUAUUGUAGCAAUCAUAAUUCAAAUUAUAAUAAUCCUCUGUUUAUAUCGUCACAACAACUACCAAACACAUCAGUAUCAUCGUUCAAAUCAUCUUCAUCAACAUCGUCUUCGAAUAGUUCAUCCACACAAUCAUUGUGUAAUAAUACUUGUAAUCAUGUUAUAAAUUAUAAUGGUAAAAAGACGAGCAAUCCGGAUAUGAUUCAAACAUUCAAUCAGGAAAAAAGUCUUCAUCUAGUAUUACCUAAAGAGAAUCUUGACCAAGCAUAUAAAGAUAAAUCUAACAAAAUUUUUCCUGCCAAUUUCAAGGUUGUAUUAAAAUUCAAUCAAGAUUCAUUCGAUGGUUUAGAUACAACGAUAAUAUCAUCGAAUGAUCAAUACAUUUGUAGUGAUUCAAAUUGUAAUCCAUAUGGUUACAGUGAAAGUGAGAAUAUUACCUCUGAAGAUGAUGAUGAUCCAUCUGAUCAUGAAUUAAAUAAUGGUAGUAGUAAUCAUUCUACAUUGACAAUGAAACGAACAUCAUUUGAGCCUAAUAAUCAUAAUCAUAAUCAUAAUCAUAAUAAUCAUAAACAUCAACCAAUACAGGCGAAUCAAUCAUCAUCAUCAACA
This is a messenger RNA of Dermatophagoides farinae (American house dust mite), 3379 nucleotides long. It is a transcript of the gene Pten, whose product is annotated as phosphatase and tensin-like protein. Lineage: Eukaryota; Metazoa; Arthropoda; Arachnida; Sarcoptiformes; Pyroglyphidae. Gene Ontology annotation, cellular component: cell projection; cytosol; nucleus. Gene Ontology annotation, molecular function: protein tyrosine phosphatase activity; phosphatidylinositol-3,4,5-trisphosphate 3-phosphatase activity. The record is from RefSeq and is a predicted model, not a curated record. Gene Ontology annotation, biological process: phosphatidylinositol 3-kinase/protein kinase B signal transduction; negative regulation of cell population proliferation; regulation of phosphatidylinositol 3-kinase/protein kinase B signal transduction.